Melitaea cinxia (Glanville fritillary) is the source of this 2297-nucleotide messenger RNA. Its product is annotated as putative inorganic phosphate cotransporter. The coding region runs from base 1 to 1464 and encodes 487 amino acids. The transcript has 8 exons. The record is from RefSeq and is a predicted model, not a curated record. Gene Ontology annotation, biological process: monoatomic anion transport; transmembrane transport. Lineage: Eukaryota; Metazoa; Arthropoda; Insecta; Lepidoptera; Nymphalidae. Gene Ontology annotation, molecular function: transmembrane transporter activity.
AUGACCAAACAAGUUUCAGUUUUUAUAAUACCGCAACGAUGGGUUAUGGCGAUAAUGGGAUUCCUCGCAGUUGCAAAUGCAUACACGAUGCGGGUCUGUCUGAACAUUGCGAUAACACAGAUGGUGAGAAGACACGCCCCUACACAAGCAUAUGAGGACGGCUCCUGUCCUGCUCCUGAUCUGGAUGAAGUGGUUGCUGAUCAUACAGAAAUAAACGGAUAUAACUGGGAUGAAGAGACACAAGGCAUAAUUCUUAGUGCUUUCUACUAUGGAUACAUAGUCACUCACUUACCAGGCGGUAUGCUCGCUGAAAGGUUUGGUGGGAAGUAUUCCCUCGGUUUCGGCGUCCUUAGCACAGCUGUAUUCACACUAUUUACACCUUGGGCAGUUAGCUUAGGAGGCGCCACUGGGCUUAUCAUUUUAAGAGUUCUUGAAGGACUUGGCGAGGGUACAACAUUUCCGGCGUUAAACGCAAUGUUAGCCAGAUGGGCACCUGUAUCUGAAAGAGGACGUAUGGGUUCUUUAGUAUUUGGAGGAGCUCAAAUUGGCAAUAUUGCAGGCACAUAUUUCUCAGGACUUGUUAUCAAACAAACUGGCGAAUGGCAAUCAGUAUUUUAUCUAUUUGGUAGCAUCGGUAUACUCUGGUUCAUUUUAUGGGCAUUACUUUGCUACAACGACCCCGAAUCUCAUCCCUAUAUCUCUGACAAAGAAAAAAAAUAUCUUGAAGAAGCUCUUGGCAGACAUAAUAACAGUCAACCAUCUUCAAUUCCUUGGAAAGCCAUUUUUAUGUCUGUUCCUCUUUGGGCUCUUGUUUGCGCACAGAUCGGUCACGACUACGGAUAUUUCACGAUGGUGACAGAUCUUCCAAAGUACAUGACUGGAGUAUUAAAAUUCGAUAUUCAUGAGACUGGAACGCUUGCUGCUCUGCCCUAUGCAGUUAUGUGGAUCAGUUCGAUACUGUUUGGAUGGAUCUGUGAUAAAAUAGUUAAGCGGCAAUGGCUGACUGUGACCAAUGCGAGGAAGACUUUUACUACAAUAGCUUCCGUUGGUCCAGGAAUAUGUAUGAUAUUGGCCUCGUAUUCUGGCUGCAAUACAGAGGCUGUCGUAAUUCUUUUCACUGCAUCUAUGGGUCUAAUGGGAGCCUUCUACCCCGGCAUGAAAGUAAACGCAUUGGAUUUGAGCAGCAAUUUCGCGGGUACGAUAAUGGCGAUUGUCAACGGUAUUGGAGCAAUUACUGGUAUCAUCGCGCCCUAUUUAGUGGGAUUGUUGACACCUGAUAGUACCUUAACACAAUGGCGAUUGGUAUUUUGGAUAACAUUAGCCGUUUUUAUCGUAACCAACCUAGUGUUUGUUGCGUGGGCCUCUGGCGAUGAGCAGUGGUGGAACUCUCCAUCUCAAGACACGAAACAACAAGAAGUUGAAGCAGCUACGAACCAGUCAAUUAACAGUGAAGUGAAAUUGUAAAAUUAAUAAUAGAUGUCUAUCCAAAGGCCAUUAUUGGAUAAACAGGGUUGACAGGGGUAUAAAAAAGGGUAGUUCGUGAAAGAUUGAUAGAGGCUAUUGUUUAUCGAUUUUAAAUCGAAUCAAAAUCGAGAAAUGUGCAAUCGACCAGAAAAAAAUCCUAUUAGUAAUACCCGCUGAAAAAAUCUUGCUUAUAAUUUAACAAAAUGUAGAUUUGAUAUACGAAUCUACAAAAACGAUGCGUCCAUAGUACAAAACUAAGUUUGAAACAUUGGCUAUUAAUUAAUCCCGUGUUAUGUGAUAAUAAUAGUAUAAUCAAUAUACAUAUACAUAGUGUUGUGAAUUGUUGAAAAUUGGGUGUAUUGGUGAUGAAAUAGGUACUUAAGUUUUUUUAAUAUUUUUAACUGAACUACAACUAAGCAAUACAAUGUAUGUAUUACGACCGGUUUCUGUAUUAAUCUUCUAAAGCCCAGUUCUUAUAUUAAGAAAAUUUGAGCUAACAUUCGAAAUUUAACGGUUCGUCGUUUUCUGGAAAUAGAAACUGGGCAUUUCUAAAUGUACCUAUUUUCUUACCAUAGAUACUAAAUAUUUUAUGGGAAAAAAUAUGACAAAAGUUACAAUUCAGUAUUAUUAAUUAAUGUGUGUAUAAAACCUCAUUUGUACGGGCAAUAAUUGGAAUAUUUCCGUAAUAUAGAAACCGUUCGUUAGUUGGGAGCCGUGAUUGACGGUAGACAGAAAUAAAACAUUCUGUUAGUGGGAUUAAAGUUGUAAUACAGAUGUAAGAUUUAGAUUAGAACAAUAAACCUGAAUGAUUACAUUACAAGGUCGUGAGUAAA